Coccinella septempunctata (seven-spotted ladybird) is the source of this 5970-nucleotide messenger RNA. RefSeq names its product PAX-interacting protein 1 (gene Ptip). Lineage: Eukaryota; Metazoa; Arthropoda; Insecta; Coleoptera; Coccinellidae. The record is from RefSeq and is a predicted model, not a curated record. The transcript has 10 exons. Gene Ontology annotation, cellular component: MLL3/4 complex. Bases 183 to 5798 code for a protein of 1871 amino acids.
AAUUGUGAAAUGGAAAAAUAAUUUAUUUAUUAUUAUUUUUUCUUAUAUCUUGUUUAUUUUUUAGUUAUUCAGCAGCUUGUAAAAAUGUUCUUCUACUGAAUGUUCAUUUGUGUAGUAAUAAAAAUACAGGCGUCAUUUGAAUAGCCUCAAAAGUUUAGCGGAAUUGGUAAUGCACCUUCAAAAUGAGCGAUUUAACUGAAAAAUUCAAAAAUUUAGAAGUGAGCAACGAGUUAUUCAAAGACGUUAAGUUUUAUGUUAGUGGCGAGGUUGAAGAAGAAGUUAUCUCACUUUUAACUAAGGGGGGUGCUGAUCAAUCGAAGUACUUCUCAGAUUUCGUCACCCAUUUGAUUUGCGGCGAAAACCCUGAAGAAACAGACAUUAUAGAUGCUACAGACGUCUAUGAAGUCCCAGCCGUAACACCAAAAUGGAUAGUAAUAAGUUCACAGUUGAACAGAUUAGUGAGCACCAAACCUUAUCUGUUCAAUCGACCACAAAUAUUCGCAUCUAAAAUUUUCUGCUUCUCUAAGGUCAAAGAUGACUUGGAAUCACUGUGGGCUCUGAUAACCUACCAAGGUGGUAGAAUCCAACUCAACUUGGAUCAAAAUUGUAAUUAUCUAGUAACAGUGGAUACCAAUUCUACCAAAUAUGAAAAGGCUCUAAGUUUAGGACCUGAGAACAUAUGUAUUGUAACACCCGACUGGAUUCUAGAGUGUAUUAAGAAUAAGGCGUUGAUUCAGCCUGAUUUGUUCCAUCCUCGUCUGAUAGAUUGGCCUAAGCCUCCACCCCCAGUACAUCAUGAAAGUACAACCGCAAUAACUGGGUUUGAAGAAUCUGAAACUACUGAGAAAGACGGUAGUAACGACGAAGUUGCUAAUUCAACACAGGCUCUAUUAGAAAAACUAAAGCAGAGGAUGCCUUGGAACCAGCCGGAACAACCGCAAACCACACAGCAGCAGCAACAACAACAACCGCCUAAAAUGGAGCAGGUCUCGCAAAUCCAAACUACUAAAAUGAAAGAAAUUGUACCCCCGAAUGUAGUCGCGCCCAGUUUUCAUCAGAAACAAGGGGAACAAGCCCAGACUCAGCAGAUGUUGAGCCAUCAGCAAAUCUUACAAAAACUUCAGAUGUCCCAAUCUCAAAGUGCCAAAACGUCCAUGUCCAAUAUCCCUCAACAAAUGACUCCCGAGCAGCAACAGAUGGUUCAGAAUGCUCUUCAGCAAGCGCAGCAGAACAUUCAUUCUCAAAGAUUGAGCCAGCAAAAUUUGAUGAGCACACAGCAACAACAGAACACGAUACAAUCAUCACAGAUCGGUUUUUCUCAGCAAAACGUCCAGCAGUCUCAACAGGGCUCACAGCAACAAGCGCCCCUUCAAUCGCCGUCACCUCUACAACAGAGUCCGGUGGCCCAGCAAGGUCCUAGAGCUGUUCUUCAUCAUCUACCUCAGGGGCAACAAUUGCAGUUUCAACAGAGCAACACUAUUAACCGAAAUAUAAACAGGCCAUCGUUACAACAGCUCAGGGGACAGUUGGGUACAACUCAACUCCAACAACAGCUACUGCAACAGCAACAGCAAAGACUGAACCAACAGCAGCAGCAGCAACAACAGCAACAGCAACAAAACGUGCUGCAGAGAACCCAGUUGACUCUCCAACAACAACAGCUUCUUCAACUGCAGCUGCAACAAGGUCAAAUCAGUCAAGCAAGACAGUUAUUGCAGCAGAACCAGCAACAAAUCAAUCUCAACCAAAAUCAAUCCAUUCAGCCCACUUCGAUCAGUCAAAACCAACAGAUUUUGAGCGGAAACCAAAUGAUAAAUACCCAACAUUUGACUCCAAACCAAUUAUCACAGCUGCAAAAUAGAGCGCAACAGUUGAACCAGCAGAAACUGACUCAGAACCAUCAGAUAAGCCAACUACUCGCUCAACGGCAAGCCCAACUCAAUCAAAGGUUGGGCCAUCAGUUAACUCCCGAUCAACUCUUGCAGAACCAACAAAUUGGUCAACCCCAGCUGGCGGGACAGCAGAUGAAUCAGAACCAGCAGAUCCAACUCAAUCAGAAUCGUAUGGUCAAUCAAAAUCAACAGCAUUUGCAGCAGUUGAAGUUGGUUCAACAACAGCAACAGUCCCAGCAGACGAUCGGUCAGAAUCAGCAAUUGGGACAGAAUGUCAUGGACCACGGUCAAAUCGGACAAGUGGAUCAGCAGAUGGGUCAGAUGCAGCAGCAACAAACCCAAAUCGGACAGGUUCAGAUCGGAAACAACCAGCAGAUUAAUCAGGGUAUGGUUCAAAAUCAGCAGAUCGGUCAAGGCAUGGUUCAGAACCAACAGAUCAAUCAGUCCUUGGGACAGAGUCAACUUAAUCAGAAUCAGUUGAGCCAAAACCAGCUCAAUCAAGGACUAGGCCAAAAUCAGCUGGUACAAGGACAGUUAAAUCAAGGUUUGACCCAGAACCAGCAGCAAUUAAACCAGGGUUUAACACAGAACCAGCAGCAGUUGAACCAGGGUCUACCCCAUCAGCAGCCCGUUAAUCAGGGUUUGAACCAGAGCCAUCAAUUGGUUCAAGGUAACAUGAAUCAAAACCAACAGCUGUUGCAAUCUUUGGGCCAGAAUCAGCAGCUGAACGAGUCUCUCGGUCAGUCCCAGCAGAUGACCCAAACGCAGAGAUUGCUGCAGAGUCAGCAGCUGAAUCCUCAAAUCACACAAACGCAGGCGUUGAACCAGACCGAGCAGUCCCAGCAAGUCGUCCAUAAUCAGCAGCAAUUGACCGAGACACCCAGACAGCAGAUAAACGUCGGUCUGAAUCACAUCUUGAACCAGCAGAUCAAUCAGGGUCAGCAGAGGCUGAACCAGACCCAGCUGAUCAAUCAGCAGUUGAACCAGCUGAAUCAGCAGUUGAGUCAGAGCCAGAUAAGUCACCAGCAGAUUCCCCAGAGUCCCAUAGCGCAGAAUCCGAACCAGCAGUUCGGAAACAUAAUUCAGCAGCAGCAACAGCAGAUGCAAAACCAACAACAGCAGAUACUGAGCGGGAAUUCAUUGACGCAGGUUAGACAGGUGGUCGGGAGCAAUCAGCAGAUAAUUCAACAGCAGCAACAACAACAGUUUGGACAGAAUCAGCAGCAGUUCGGUCAACAGCAAGAGGGGACCAAUCAGGGUCAAAUUCUGCUCAAUCAGCAACAGAAUCAGUUCGGACAGCAGGUGCAGGGUCAGCAGGGUAUACAGCAGACUCGACCUUUGUUGCAGCAGCAACAGCUCUGGGCUCAGCAACAACAGACCCAACAACAAGCACCGGGACAGUCUCAGAUCCCCAGGCAACCGUUGAACGUGCAGCAGGGGCAAAGGGUGCAGUGGCCCCCCGGUAGUCAGCAGGGACAGGGGGUGCAGCCUAGGCAAUUCAUACAUUUGGAUGCUCAGACUCACAACCAGCUGCAGAAGAUGCCUCCGGAGCAGCAGGCCUUGUUCAUCGCAAGGUUGCAGCAGAAGCAGAGGCAGCUGUUGUUGAAGCAGGCGCAGCAGAGGGGGGCCGGUCAUAUUUUGAUCAGGGGUCCUGUACCUGCCGGUCUUAACCCCCAACAGCAGAUGGCGUGGUUGCAGCAACAGGCCAACAAGCAGGGCGUCGUUUUACCCACCAAUUUGCAACAGCAGACCGUCACUUCUACCACCAUGAACCAACAGCCGGGACCGUCCAGUGCUCCGGGACCUUCCGGCCUCAACCAGACCCCCGGCUUGAGCCCCAUACAGCAGUCAGCGCACGCGCAGGAGCAAAAGCUCAAACAGUUGAGGCUGCAACAGUUGCAGAGGGAGCAGCUGCAGAAGGCGGCCGCCACGCCGUCCCUGCAGCAAUCCCAGCAGGCCAUAGCCAGACCGAUGUCCCAGGCUCCUGUUGCAGAACCUCAGGUCCCCAUCCAAGACCCAUCGGUGGGACAGAGCCAGGUCCUCGUCAACCCUAAGACCAAGACAGCCCUGGCGAAUAUGCUGAGUAUCAGGCUCCAGAGCGGGGGUAACGCCGUGGGGGCCCCACAGGACGCCAUACCCGAACCUUCCGCGGCUGGUACCUUGAGGUUGAUGACGGCCCAGCAUAACGCCUCGCUGAACGCCAACAGCAGACCGUUGGACCUGCUGGCCAUGCAGCAACAACGCAGGGCCUUGGCAGGCCCCAGUGGUAGCGAUAUAAGGCCCCCCGCGCCCCAGAACCUACCGGCGGCGCCUCAGGUCGAACAGCAGGCGCAGUCCUCUUCGAAGGCGGCUUCUGCGGCUUCUUCUGUGCCCGUGCAGCAUAGGCCGGGGCCCUUUUAUGGACACAACCCAAAUCUGAAACUGCCGGAGGACAAAUUCUUCUUGGGCUGCGUCUUUGUCGUGGUAGAAGUCCAGGACAUUCUCAAGCGCAUGAUGCCAAACUUCAAGGAAAAAGUCGAAUACCACGGCGGGGAGGUGGAGAAGCAGUACUGCGCCAGGGUGACCCACGUGCUAUGCCUCACGCAGCGUCACGGCAUCGUCAUGCAGGCCCUCAGGGACUGCAAACGCUGCGUCACCCUGUACUGGCUGGAGGACGUCAUCAGGAAGGAGCAGCUGCUGCCCCCUUGGAUAGCCCUGCACGUGCCGGCCAUGUACAUCGACACGCACCCCUGCGCCAAACAUCUCAUCACCACCGUCGGCUUCGAGGGCAAGGAGAAGGGCAGGGUGCAGCAGAUGAUCCUCAACACCGGCGCCAAGUACACGGAGUACAUGUCCAAACACAACACCCUGUUGAUAGCUGCUAAACCGAAGGGGAACAAGUGCAAGAAGGCCAAGAACUGGAACAUCCCCAUCCUGAACCUGCAGUGGCUCACCGACAUCCUGUUGGGUAACUACGGCGCGUUGCAGCAGAUCGACAACGCCAUCUAUCAGCAGUUCACCGACCCGCCCAACUUCAGCUUCGACCCCAAGGUGUGUCCCAACAUAAUGCACGGUUGGAAGAUGCCGAUAAACAUAUCCCAAGACACCUACGAGAAGGUUAAGAAGUCCACAGCUGAGGCCAAGAAGGGUAGACAGCUGGAGGUCGAAGAGGAAACGGACGAUGAUGACGACGACGACGAUGACGAUACGACCUCUGAUGAUGACGAUAGCUACGACGAGGUGGACGAAGAGGGGGACGCCAUGGUGACAGACCAGGGUACUGCGCAGAAUCCGGAGUACAACAUCAUGUUCACCAGCAUACCCUCAUCCCUACAAGACUUGGUCGAGAUCGUAAAGAGCCUGGGGGGAAGCGUGACCAACGAUGCCAACGCUUGCACGCACCUGGUGAUGCAGGACCCGGAACGUACCAUCAAGCUGUUGCUGUGCCUGCCCAGGCAGAUACCAGUAGUGCCAGUCAAGUGGUUGCGGGACUCCAAGGCGGCCGGGAAAUUCCUAGACCCCUCCCAGUACCCCUUCCAGAAGGUGGCCGGCUUCAAUCGACGCUACAACUGCGAUCUCAACGCCCUCUUGCGGAAGGAAAACCGCGAUAAGGUCCUUCAAGGCAAGAGUUUCUGGGUGACGCCCAGGGUCUUCCCGAACGAACGCAUGGUGCGCAGGGUGAUACAGAGCUGCGGGGGGGUGGUGGAGGAGGUGAGGAGGACGGCCGCCCAGAUCGAGGCGACCAAUCAGACGGCGCCCCACAGUUACUUCAUAGUGACGGUGGAGGAGGACGUGCAUCUCACCGGCGAUCUGCUGCGUAACAAGAAGGAGAAGGUCAAGUAUAUCUGCAACACUGAGCUGGUUUUCCACGCCGUUAUGACGCAGAAGAUCGUUGUGGACCCGUGGACGAUCAACGUCAGGUCCUAGUUUAUUUCUUUAAAAGACUGAAACUCGACGAAGUCUGGCAACGUCCGUUUUUUAACGAGAUCUGCUGGCUUUGUUGGGACUGGAGGUUAGGUCGAGGGGACGCUCUUCGGUCUACUCCAUAGGAUACUUUCAUGUUAUAAUGUUUUUGGAAAUUAUAAAUUUUUGAAAUGAA